AUGACGCGCCAAUCCAAAACGCGCCGAACGCGCUCGCUAGGCGGCUGUAAAACAUGCAAACGCCGGCAUGUCAAAUGCGACCAGACUCACCCCAGCUGUCAGACAUGCACUGCCAUGGGGCUAGCCUGCGAGGGCUUUUCUGACGGGGUGCAUUGGAUGUCUGAUAAUAAAUCUGGGUCUUCUCAAAAAUCGACCACCGGUAAACGGGGUCAUCUCACUAGUCUGGGAAUAAGACACCAUCUUUAUACUGGUUUGCGACGUUCGAUGGGCGCUCUUAUUAGCAAAGGUCUUGUCUCGGGCUCUAUCGAUGCCUCUUUGCAAGAGAUUGACCUGAGGUCGCAAGAUCCCAGCUUUGUUUCCAACAGUGAGACUCAAGUGGGACCUUUUGCAGUCCUCAGUUUUUCGGAGAGUUCUAUGUCUAUACGACAGCAAGAAAUCACCCAGGAAAGAUCAGAUCAUCCCAUGACUCCGUCGCCCACGCAUCUUGAUGGUUCAGCAUUUAACCAUCUAUCAUAUCCACUUUUCGAUAUCCCGGGCUUUUCAGACGAAGUCUUGCAGUGGUCGGAUCUCUUCAACACCGGUGAUGACUUCCAAGCGAUUCUUUCCGAUCCUUCUUUUGGCCUUGGGGGCCCUCUGGAUUUCCAAUGCUCCUCUCAGAUGGAUGAUCGAAUCAUUGCAGUUGAUUCGGCACUGAAAAAUGCUCCACAUCAGCCAUCCAUUCUUGAGCAACCAAUCGCUCCAAUAGAUAUACUGGCAGAUGCUGCAUUUCUCUUGCAGACUUUCCAAAAAGACAUUGUUCCUCAGAUGACUGUCGUUCCUCUUGCUAAAAGCCCCUGGAACAUGUUGAAUGUUCCCCUUGCACUGAUAACAUUGGGAGAAUUGACUAUUAUGGAAUCUCAAGACGUUAAGCAUGCACAACAGGCGAAUCUCUAUAGCCUACUUGCCUGCUCAGCGAGAUUCCUAGAAACGAGUCCUUCGACAGAAUCGUUUGGCUUAUCACCGCGGGCUCAUUGGAAAGAGAUUGCAGACCAAGCCUACUCUAAAGCGAGAAGCCACAUGGAUAUUUCCUUGGUCAAAGAAUUGAACGGUGUCAACAAAGCCAAACUAAAAGAUCAACUCAUGGCUCUUUACGGGCUGAUUGAAGUUGCUAUUUUCUCCAAUAGGUACUUGGAUGCCCGAAAAUAUCUUAUUGAUGCCGAAAGACUUCUUCGCUUCCGAGCAUUGGCCAAAUGUGAGAUUUCACAGAAACUUCGGCUUCUUUUUAAUAUCUACGGAUGGCUUCGUCUCAUUGGUGAAAGCACAUAUGUCUUACACAACUACAUGCCAUCAGACUCGUUUAUCAACAAUCUCAACGUAAACUGUCAGAUUCACAAAACACCUGCAGGUGAGAAGUCCAUGGCGGAAAUUCACGAGCGCUGUCGUCGAAUAGAUGACUUUCUCUAUUUCGAACACUCGGAGGUGGAUCUCAACAUUGAUGAGCCUAAAGACCGAAGGUUAGACCUUCCGGAUAUUCACUUACAGGACUCCCGGAUGUCAGUCGAAAGCUUGUGUCAACAGGUGUAUGGAAUCCCCGAAACGAUGUUGAGCUUAGUUUCACAAACCACCCGGCUAGCGAAUGUUAUGGAAACAUUGCAGAACGCACAUGACUCAAAUAUACCGAUUAGCGACUACGUUUGGAAGACAUUGAAACGACGAAGGACACGUCUUGAAAACGUGAUCAACUCGUUCAGGGAUCGUGAACUUGCUUCAAGCACCGGUGAAAUCUCGAUCUCGCCAUAUAAACUCAUGGUACAGGCUCUGAACACCGCGCUGGUGAUAUUCUUCUACAGAAGAGUGCGACAAGUUCAUCCGGCGGUGCUGAGUGGAUAUGUUGAUCACAUAAUUACUACAUUCCGAGAAUGGCUAGCACUCGUCAAAGAUGGGAGUCCAGUCGGCCCUGGGGCCCUGUGGCCAAUAUUCAUCGCCGGGUGCGAGGCGAUGACCAAGCCACAGCGAGAUGCCAUCUUGGAUAUAGUAGAUCAGGCCGGGAUUAAGAGCGGUCUCGCGCCCUUCAAAAUCGCCAAGGAUAUCAUGGCAGAAGUUUGGAGGACACGGGAUCAACAACAGGCGGUUAAGGUUGGAGAUCCUCUCCCGAGUUGGAUCGAUGUUCUGAAAGCUCAAAGAAUAUGGCCCAUGUUUUGUUGA
Molecule: messenger RNA, 2184 nt
Organism: Penicillium brevicompactum
Lineage: Eukaryota; Fungi; Ascomycota; Eurotiomycetes; Eurotiales; Aspergillaceae
Product: Zn(II)2Cys6 transcription factor
Exons: 3
Coding region: 1-2184 (727 amino acids)
Biological process (GO): positive regulation of transcription by RNA polymerase II
Cellular component (GO): nucleus
Molecular function (GO): transcription cis-regulatory region binding; zinc ion binding; DNA-binding transcription factor activity, RNA polymerase II-specific
Source: RefSeq, a predicted model, not a curated record